AGAAUUCUACCUAUAUACCUUUUGGAGGCUGUCUUCUCGAAUGUCGGACAGUGCUUCGGCCGAUUGCCAUAUGGCCAUAGGGGAUAUUCGUCUUCAAUCGAACGUGCAUCGUUCAACCGGCUACAUCGAUCACUCGGUGGAUGUUGCGUCAAGCAUAGCCAAUCUGCGCGGAAAUGACGCGUUCAGUGAUGUUACUCUUGUUGUCCAAGGCGUCAGUUUUGCGGCACACAGAGUGAUACUGGCUGCUAGGUCGGAGUAUUUUCGAGCCCUGUUGUAUGGUGGUCUAGCGGAAUCCUCUCGUUCUGUUAUUCAUUUGAACGACAUCAGCGCCACAGCAUUUCGCUUUAUCCUGCAGUAUAUCUAUACAGGCCGUCUGAAUGUUCGCAAAUUACGGACGAUGUUGGAAGUAUUGGGUUUGGCUCAUCAGUAUAAUUUCCACAGUCUGGAAAUGGCCUUAUCUUCCCAUUUAACUCAUUCACUUCGUCUAUCCAACGUCUGGCUCAUAUACAACUUGGCAGUUUUAUACAACUUGGAGGAUCUGAUCAACGCAUGUCUCAAGUUCUUAGACGGAAUAGCCCCCGCUCCGCUGCAUAGCCCCCACUUUCUCAGGCUCUCUCAGACAGCUGUUGAGCGCCUCCUCUCAAGAGAUAGUUUCUGUGCUUCUGAAAUCGAAAUUUUCCGCAGUCUUUGUGCCUGGUUUCGGGCAACCCGAGUGUCUAAGAAUAAUUCACAAUUAUCCAGUCUACCUGGUCCGACCAUUCUUUUUGCUGAAUGUUCGUCUAUCGAAGUGUCUGGUACCGCAGUGCAAGAAUACUCACCACAAUUGAAUUCAAGGCAGAAGGUGUUGGAGGAACGCACGUCCAGCCUUGAUCGCGAUCUAGACAUCAGUGUUGCUGAACGUCGCUAUACUAACAAAACUCGCUAUUGUGGUUCCCAAAGAGAUGAAUACGAAGAGGAAGGUGUGUUUGAGGAUUUCACUGAUGAGGACUUGGAGGAGAAGGCCAGACGGUAUCAUAUGAUAUGCAAAUGCGUUCGCUUCGAACUGAUGUCCCUCAAAGAAUUACUUACCGAGGUUCGGGCUUCCAAGUUGGUCAGUUCAGAUGAUCUGCUGGAUGCGAUUAGCCGACAAGCCAAGUCCCCAACUGAACUUCCUCACCGCGGCUGGCUGUUACCAGGCAUCAAUUUGGCUUCCCACCGCUUUGCUGCUUCCCUUAUCGCUGGCGAAGAAGGCAGUUAUCCUUACUUCUUCGUGGAUGACGCUGAUGAUGUCAACGACUUGGUCGAGUUACAAUACUCCUUUGGGGCCCUAGAGGCGGGCUAUGAUAUGUCAAACUUGGAAUUAGAGGAGUUGGAUGAGGAGGCCGAGGUAGACGAGGAUGAAGAAGAGGGUCACUGCGACGAUGAAACACGAGGUCACGGUCGUAUAUCCCCCGAAUCACAUCCAACUGCAAUCAUCGGUUCCUCGCAGGGAGAAUUUUCUCGCUCCAACGUACCUAUUACCGCCUCUGGUGCAACCGAAGUGGCGCAAGGUGCCGAAUGUGAUACUGGUCGCGCGUUUCCCUCUGGAUCCCGGAAAGUGAAUGUCGUACGUUUUCCGGCUAAUAGUCUGUCGUCACCCCAUCUGACUGCAAAUGCGGCUGGUGCGCAAUUUUCCACUGCUAACCUACCGACUUCUUGGACAAGAACUACCAAUUCCUAUCAACGUCGAAGUACUGAGAAUUCACAAUAUAUGCGAAUCAGUCACCAACUAGAUGGUACGCGUGCGACCACGGUCGCUUUUGAUAACGGCUCUCAGCCGCCGGCUCCUCUGCACGCAUUGUCGGGUCGUGCAAUGCGUUGGUUACAACCGUCUAAUCCACGACAUCGUCUCACGUCGCAUCCACCGCCUCCACCGCACUCGGAACAUGAUGUUGUUCGACAUUCGUUGGAUGAUCCGGAUGCUCACAUUGUGAUUCGAUUGGGUAAACCAAGCAUUGUAAACACCAUCCGGAUGCAGCUGUGGGACCGUGAACUACGAUGCUACUCUUAUUACGUUGAGAUCUCACUGGAUCAGGUCACAUGGCAGCGUGUGGUGGACUAUCGCAAUUGCCCCUGUCGCUCCUGGCAAACACUGCAUUUCGCCACUCGUGUCAUUCGCUACAUCCGCAUCACCGGUACCCGAAACACCUCGAAUCGAACGUUCCACCUUACCACUUUCCGUUGCUUGUAUGCGGAACAGGUGUGCAGACAGGUGGACGGGUUUUUGAUCCCAACAUAUAACGUCGCGACUGUGGAGCACGGCGCCACAGUGCUUGAGGGAGUCAGCCGUAAUCGGAACGCGCUGAUUGAUGGCAAUGCUCGAAUGUACGAUUGGAACAGCGGAUACACUUGCCACCAGUUGGGGAACGGUGCCAUUGUUGUCCAACUGGCUCAGCCGUUUCUCCUCCGUUCCAUGAGGUUCCUGUUGUGGGAUCUGGAUGAUCGAACCUACAGCUACUCUGUGCAUGUGUCAACUAACCGGGAAGAUUGGAGACUAGUUCACGACGCCACCAGGGAUCGUUGUCAAUCGUGGCAACUCAUCACUUUCCCGCUACAGCUUGUUACCUUCAUUCGUGUCGUUGGAUCGUACAACAGCGCAAAUGAGGUUUUCCAUAUGGUGCAUCUUGAGUGUCCGUAUCCACCUGCUGAACUAAUGGAGGACCAACAAAAUGCCGCACAAUCGGAUCCUGGAGCGGUGAACACCGCACGGCACAACGAACUGUUACACGCAAGGUCGGAUGCAGCUAGCCUACAGGGUGGCAGUGAGUCCGGGUCUACAUCCGAACUCCCUUCCUAUCAAGCAACACAGGCCACCGAGCUGCGUGACAGUGUGAGUAUGCUGGAUCCGAUCAAUGAUUCUGUGUAUCCGAAUGACCCAGAGACAAGACCACAAUCUCCGCCCACUCCAUCGGAUCCGCCGGUGGACGAUGAAGACAGUGAUCGCUUGAUUCUGUCGGUAAACUCUCCUACCCGAUCUUUAGGCCGCAUACCAACUGGUUCCCGAUUUCGUGGUCGCACCACUUACACCGGCUCAGAGACAGGUUAUGUGUUCACAGAGGAGCAAGAUACCGAGGAUAACCGCAGUCGAGACUCCUUCAUUCGCCAUGCGGAUUCCGAAGUCUUAUUGCGUCGCCUCUCGGUUGGUUCCAGUUCGAAUCCCAACAUGGGCACCACCUCAGUGCCCUCACCUCUGCCUACCAAUUUGGCUGUGAGCCAAUGGAACAUGCAUGCGUAACACUGCACACACAUUGCGCCAUGACGUGAUCGACUCUACUUUAUUUCGGUAUUUCUAUUUUACAUUUAUAGUAGAGUGCUUCCUUAUUCCCUC
This is a messenger RNA of Dicrocoelium dendriticum, 3346 nucleotides long. The record is from the annotation of a GenBank genome assembly. Lineage: Eukaryota; Metazoa; Platyhelminthes; Trematoda; Plagiorchiida; Dicrocoeliidae.